UAUAUGUUUUCAGGUGGUUUUAAUGUAAUAUGGUGUGCUGACUGUAACAGUAAUGUAUGAACAAGUUAAAGUGAUGUCAUCUCACAUACACUACUCUCCUCUCCCUACAAACGAAAGUGAUAUCUCAAACAUACACAAGUUCGCCUUCCCCAAAAUAUCUCGCCUGAAAAUUGUUGGUGUGACUUUUGUAAUUUUACUGUCAGUAGUAUUAGUAGUUAUAUCCUGUUUCAAUAAGGGAUACUGUUCAAAUAAGUCAGUUUGUAAUCCUGAAAGUGAAGGAAAUCGGUCGGACAGAGGACAGUAUGGUAAGGGAGAACAUAUAAAAUUUCAUCACAUGAAAAGACGUCUACCUCAAUGUAUAAUUAUUGGUGCGAGAAAGGCAGGGACUCGAGCUUUGUUGACCUAUUUAAAUAUUCAUCCAGGGAUUGUUGUGAAAGGUGAGGAGAUGCAUUUCUUUGACGAUGAAGACUACUAUUAUGACUCUUUGGAGUCUUACAGAAAACAAAUGCCUUACUCUUAUCCAGACCAAAUCACAAUCGAGAAAACACCAGCUUAUUUCACCGAAGAAGAGGUACCAGAAAGAAUAUAUCGUAUGAACAAAACAAUAAAAUUAUUACUGAUUUUCAGAGAUCCUGUUGAACGGACAAUUUCCGACUAUGUUCAAAUAGCCGAAGGUAAGAAAUCGAAAAAUAAGUAUGUUGCAUCAUUUGAAGAUCACGUCCUGGAUUCUAAGGGUAAUAUAAAUAGGAGCUACAGGGCGGUGAAAAGUUCUAUAUAUCAUAAGCAUUUGUCGCGCUGGUUGGAAUUCUUCUCUCUGAAUCAAAUUUACAUCAUCGAGAGUAAGGACCUUGUUGAAAAUCCGUCGGUUGUGAUGUAUGACGUUGAAGAUUUCUUGCAGAUUGAGCACGAGAUCAAGCCAAGUAAUUUUUACUUUAACAAAACUAAAGGAUUUUAUUGUGUUAAAACUGACACCUUACAGAAAUGUCUCGCUGACAGUAAAGGUAGACAGCACCCACAUGUCCAGAGGUCUGUCAUCAGUAAAUUAAGGAGAUUCUUCGCUCCACACAAUAGGAAGUUGUACAAGAUGGUUGGCACAGAUUUCCACUGGGCUGAAGAAUGAAGAUUAUCAUUUCAUUAAUACAUGUAUUAAGAAUAUAGUAUAUAAGAUACUAAUGCGGCCUUCAGUUUUUCUAAAGGUUAAAUAUGUUAAUAUAUAUAAGAUAAAUUGUCUCAUAUAAUUGUCAAAUCAAACAAAUUAAGGUUUAAAAUGAAAUUUAUCGUCAAUAAUAUACAAAAAUGUACGUAAACAAUAAGAAAAUACUCUCAGGGCGCUGUUUUGAAGAAGGCUUAAAUAGUGCUUGAUGCACUUUUCCAAGUUAAUAUUACUGAAAUACUUACCUUGAAACAGCACAGAAUUGUUUUUUUCCAACAAAAAAUAAAAGCUGAAGGCCGCUUUGGAUAAUAAUUUUGUAUCUUUUACAGAUACAUAGGAUAUCUUGAGAAAAUAUUUGUAUUUUUUUUAUCUCGACAAGAAGUGAAAAUGUUCUCUUAAAUAUAUGUACCCAAAAAAAAAGAAAAACUAAAAGAUGUUCACAGUCAUGUAAUAAUAUUCAUUGAAAACAGUCAUCCCUCUU
This is a messenger RNA of Ruditapes philippinarum (Manila clam), 1634 nucleotides long. RefSeq names its product heparan sulfate glucosamine 3-O-sulfotransferase 5-like. The record is from RefSeq and is a predicted model, not a curated record. The transcript has a single exon. NCBI's taxonomy places the organism in Eukaryota, Metazoa, Mollusca, Bivalvia, Venerida, Veneridae. The coding region runs from base 53 to 1120 and encodes 355 amino acids. Gene Ontology annotation, molecular function: [heparan sulfate]-glucosamine 3-sulfotransferase activity.